AUGGCCGAGGCCGACUCGCCAUGUUCACCUUUUUCGCCUAUAUCUAAUACUUCUGUUUGCGGUUUCUCUUUAUUGUCAGCGACGAUCACUUGUUGCGUGAUACAAAUUUUCGGCACAUUAACCUUUGGGAUCCUUUAUCAAAUCAUGCUUUCCGCGUCGCCGGUCGUCACUAUUUUACUCUAUAUACACAUUUUUUGCUCAGGCUUGGCACUAGCUUUUCUCAUUUUAUUGUUAACAAGGCGAAAAUUUGGCUCAUUUUUCGAAGUGCUCUUACACGCUUUCUUGUUGAGUGUGCUUUUGACUGCACUCGCAUCUCUCUUCUCGGUGAUGUACUUACCUUUGUCAUUCCUUCAACAAACCCAUUCCGUUCAUGAAGGUCUUCACUACUUGUGUCUUUUGGUCGGAGCAGCCACUUUUCUUGGCUUUCAAUUUUUCCUCCGAAAUCUCACCGAACAAAUGUUGCCCUACAUGGAGCAUCAUUUUCGU
Mesorhabditis belari is the source of this 486-nucleotide messenger RNA. The record is from the annotation of a GenBank genome assembly. NCBI's taxonomy places the organism in Eukaryota, Metazoa, Nematoda, Chromadorea, Rhabditida, Rhabditidae.